This is a messenger RNA of Malus domestica (apple), 6024 nucleotides long. RefSeq lists its product as uncharacterized. The record is from RefSeq and is a predicted model, not a curated record. NCBI's taxonomy places the organism in Eukaryota, Viridiplantae, Streptophyta, Magnoliopsida, Rosales, Rosaceae.
GAGUGCUCUCCCAUCUGUGUUCUCCCAUCCAAACAAGAAAGAAGAAGUAGGGCGAAGAUUGAUAAAAAAAAGAAAAGGGGAAUUAAUCGGCGGCGGCGAGGUGCAGCGACUGUUCUCCGAGGGACCGAUAAUCGGCGGCCCAUAUAUAACGAUCAAGAUCGGGACUGAAACUGGUCUUCUCUGAUUGAAAUCUAGAAGAAGAAGAAAUCGGAUUCGAAAACCGUUUUUUGAAUCGCUUUCCUUCGGCGAGGUUAUGAAGGAUUUUGAUGUUGUGAGGUGACGGAAUCUCUUCGUUGUUGAUCGAUUGGAUUCGUUUUGAGACCACCGCGGCGGCGGAGGCGGCGGCGGAUUUGUUGAGAGUUUGAAGGAAUCAGGUAUUGAAAACCCUAAAAGCUUUUGAUAAUUUGCGUUUCGCCAUUUUUUAUGGUUAAAUUUUAUCUUUAUCAUCAAUCAAUCAUCAAUCAUCAUCAUCAAGGACUGCGAAGCGAAACGAUGAGGAGGCUUCUGAUCGGCUCUGGAUUUGUGAAAAUCGCCGAUUUAUUGGGCUCUGUAGUCACUGUCUUUGAUAAGGAACUAGUCCGAUUACUGAUCCUGAAGGACUGCAGAUUUUUCUUCAAGUUGUCCCGCUGGACUGGACUGGAUGUCAUGGAGCUUGGUCCUGAUGGGCUCUUAGGAUUGUAUAACCAUAGGUAGAGGCAUAGGGCCGAGAUCUCCGAGUCUUCUGAUGUCGAUUUCGAUCGACUGUGGCUGCCAAAUCUUGGUAUUUGGAUUGAAAGUUUUCGCCGUCAGCAGUAGAGGAAUAAAGUAGUUGGGCUUUUCUCCGGGAGCCAUGCUUUUGCUGUGGUUGAUAAAAUUGUUGAUAGGGAAUCUGAACAAAAGUAUAGUUUUUAGUUUUAUAUGGCUGGAUCUGUGAUGGGUUAUGGGUGAUCUGCUCUUUAGCAGAAUCCCCUUGUCCUUAGAACUUCACCAUUCCAUUACUGAUUCAUCCUGUAUGUGCCCAUCGGUAUCGAUCGAAGAAACCUUCACAAGAUCUGGAAGAAUUUUGUUUCUACUAUGCAAAAGUUUUGUGGGUCUGUCGUAAAUCUUAGUUCUUUCGAGGCCCAGAGACUGCCUGCUCUUGUUGUUGGUGAUAAUGAGCAAGACAAUUUGAAUUUCUUGUUAGGAAAAAAACUUUUGUGCUGAAUCUCUUUUUUGGGCACAUUAAACUCAGUCUACUAGUUUGAAUGAUUGAUGUUAGAAGAAAUAUUUUUGUUGUCCUAGUACUUUAUGGUUACAAAAAGAAGCCUGAUUUCGAGUAUUAGCGACUUGCUAAUGUUCAAUUCGACAUUCUGAACCAAGGGAGUUUUUGCAGUCCUCCAAAACUAGUUAACACGAUCUGCCUCAAGGUUCAUUAGGCAGAAAACUCUUCAAAAACGUAUUUCCUUUGGAGGGUUCUAAGAAAAAUUCUUACAGAGUCCUCAUCAGAAACCAAAGCAUUACUCAUUUCUGUGCUUGCACUGGGGGUGUACCACCUCUCUGGUGCAAAGUGGAAAGAAAGUAAGGACUGCACUGUGCAGAACUUGUGGUGGCAGACAAACAGUUGAUGGGAGUACAUCUCUCUGUCAAAGCAUGAUGAAUACAGUGCGUGUAGAACUUACAAAAUCUAUUAGUCCUGACUUGAACUGGAAGGUUUCAAAGGGUUAUCGGAGUUCUUCAAGGCGGUCAAGGAAACCUGUUGACAAAAACCAAAAAUUGGGUGCAGAGCUAGCUGAGAAAAGUGCUAGAAGUGCAUCAGAAGCAACAGUUUCUGAAUCAGACAAGGGUGUGGCUGUAUGUGGGAGACGAUUGGGUGACAAAAUUGAGCAUGUACCGAUUAAGAAACGGAGACUUAUGGUCCGGUCUCCAUCACCCCCUCCACACCUUGAAGACAACAAACCACUAUUGGAUGGCCGUCAUUCUUCAGGUCAUAAGUCUUGUGCAAAAUCAGUUGGCAAAAAGCAUCCCACAAGGAGUGAUACGUCUACCCUGACUAGGGUCAGCCAUAAUAUAGCCGGUAGCGGUGUUAUUGAGAAUUUGAAUGAGGUGACAAAUCAAAAGCCUGGUGACGUGGAUGACUUCUCCGGUAUUGAGAUAUUGGCAGCUGCUGCCUGCAACAACAGCAUAAAUGAUGAUAUCAAUCAUGCUGUGAAGAAUCAAGUGGGUGAAGAUUCAUCUCGGGAUGCAAAAGAUGCAUCAACGUCUGCAAGGCCCUUGGAGCAAACCACCAAUGCGUCAACUUCUUCAACAGUCAUGAGAACUGCUUCAGAAUUUUCAGAAGCAAGAGAUGCAUCAGUCUCUGCAAUCUUGGAAGAAAGUAGUGCGUCAUUGGAAACAGUACAUUCAUCCCCUAAAGAUGUACGACGAGAAGAUAAGGUAGGGAGCUCCUCUUUUGAGGCUGAUGGGAUUAAUACCACCAAAGCACAGGACGAAGCAGAAGCAAGAUCCAGCUCCUCAAAAGAUGUUAGGUUCCACUGGGACCUAAAUGUUGGUAUAGAUGCUUGGGAGGAACCUUGUGAUAUGGCGAUUGCUGAUCCUCAAACAACUGCUGCAGAUGAUAUCUCCAUGGAUAAUAAGCAGGGUGGUGCAAAUUUCCAGGCUUCAGAAGCUAAUGAGAUACCAAAGGAGGAAGAUGCAAAGAAUGACAUUGCAAGCACAGUGAAGAAGCCCAUGUCUGACAAUGAGGAAGAGGGAUUGAAAGCGUGCCCUGAAUUUGAGUUGCGUUAUGGUAAAUUUGUUUCUACUGAUAAUGCUUUGGGAUCUUCAAAAGAUUCUGGUAGCAGUGCAAAAGCUUCCUCUCAGGAUGCCAGUGUGGAUGCAUGCAUUGAUCCUUCUCUUUGCCCUGAGUUUGAGUUGAGUUAUGGUAAAUGUGUUUCUACUGAUAAUGCUUUGGGAUCUUCAAAAGAUUCUGGUAGCAGUGCAAAAGCUUCCUCUGAGGAUGCCAGUGUGGAUGCAUGCAUUGAUCGUUCUCCUUGUGGCAUCGCAGUCACAUGCCCUGUGUCUGAGGAGACCGACAAAACACCGAUUUCCAGCUUUCCUGUUAAGCAUAUGACAGGAGAUACUGCUUCUGGUGAACUACUGGGUGAAACUGUCUGUUCAGAGAGUGUUAAGGUUGAAAACCCUGCUUUAGCUUGUGUGCCAGAGGGGGCACCUUGUGAGAUUGAAGGCACUGUUCUAGAUGAAGAUGGGAAGUGCUCUGGUGCAACAUCUAGCGUCCAUGAUGAUCCAGAAUCUCCGGAAGAGACGAAGGGUGUGGAAAGCUGUCAGUCACUCUCUCCCGUUCUCCUUGAUGUCAAGCCUGUAGCUAAAGCAGAAGAUGUGGCUAUUCACCAUUCCAAACUUGAUGUCAAGCCUGUAGCUAAAACAGAGGAUGUGGCUGUUCACCAUUCCAAGCUGGAUGUUCAGCCUGUAGCUAAAACAGAGGAUGUGGCUAUUCACCAUUCCAAACAUGAUUCUAAUGAUAAAUCUGCAUCUGGUGCAGCUGUUGGAGAAGGCCGAUCUCUGGUGACUGUAAUUGCAAAGCAGCCAGUAGAAGCAGCCUCUGACACUCAUACUGUUGAUUCUCUGCCAAAUGAUGGUUCUGCGGAAGUAGUGCAUAAACCUUCAGGGAAUCCCAUGAUGAAUCCAGCAGCUACUGCUGGGUCUUCUCUUGAGCAAUGCCACUAUGGUGAAGGUACCUCACGUAGCUCGGGUAGAGCCACUGAAGAUCCUUCCAGUGAUGAUUAUGACUUGAAUACUCGUCAAGAUGAUAAUGAUCACAUGGUUGGCGAGGGAAACACUAAGGAACCUGAAGCUGGUUACGACUCUCAGUAUGAAGAUGGGGAGCUGAGGGAGUCAGAUGUACCAUAUUGGGAGGAGAAUGAAAUUGAUGACUUAGAAGUUGAAUGUGUUGACUAUGGUUCUGAUACAUGUGACAGUGAAGCUGCUGAUGACUCUGUAUCAGGGAAAGUUGGAAUGGAACUUGAAUGCAGAGAAACUGAAUUAUUUGGGGAGUCGAGGAAAAUUAACAGUAACAUGAAGCUUGUGAGAGGAUUGAGUCCAGGAUCUGAUAAUACGUGUGAGAAAAAUGAACAUGCUUUGAGACAAUGUUCCGUUGGCUCGAAGACGAAAACUUCUGGAUCUGAUCAAUUACCUGGUGAUUCUGAAGCUUCUUCAAACAGAACUGCAGAAGCAAUUGAGGGGUGCACUGUAAGGAGACAUGCUGUUAAUAGCUUCGAUUGUCAUGAUGCCAAACAUUCUCCUGCCAACGUGGUUGGAUCAAUGGCAUCUGACUCCUCAAAUAAGAUGGGUACUGAAUGUGCAAGAAGGAGGAGGUUGGGCAACUUUGAUUCUAUUCGCUCUGAGGAAGCUGGUUCCGAUCAGUCCAUGGGAAGGGAAAAAUCUGAUUCACGUAUGCAGGGUAAAAGUUUCGGAGGUGUGGUUAAUUCUUCGGGGAGUUAUUGGGAUUCCAAGCGCCGCGAAUCACCCACUUAUCGUGGUUCCUUUGGUUCUGGACGCUCUAGACCAAGAAUUGUUGUUGAGAACCAUGGUUAUGAGAUGGAAUCAGACGUCACAUUUUCAGACGCAGCAGGAGUUCACAACCGUGUUCGCAGGCAAGCUAUUACUUUUUCAUCAAAUCGUUCGUAUCAUCCCGCGUUUAGAAGAUCAUCGCCAUCUGAAAGGAAUGAUGCACACAACAUACAUAGGGGAAUGAUACCUAUGAGAGAUACAAGUCCUGAUAGACGGAGGUUUAGACGAUAUCCGCAAGGGGUUAACAGAGGCAUCAGGGAGGAGUACCACAGGCCCAUACCCGAUGAUCCCAACGAAUGCUCUUAUAAUGUGCCACGACGAAUGCCCAGGAGAGAACAAAGCACUUCACCCCCUGGCAGAGGACCUAUAUAUUAUAGUAGACCCUACCAGAAGCCCCAGUCUCGAUGCAGAAGUCGCUCUCCUCUUGGAUGGGGUUUACCGAGAGAACGGAAUGAUAUUUCAAGACAUCGUGGUAGCAGGUCUCCUGAUUAUAGGUUUGAUUCUAAUAUGGAGCUGAGGGUGCCUUUCCAAAGGCAAAAUUUCGGAGGCAAGUAUGAUGUAGGGUUCGUGUCCCCACCAAAGCGUCGGUUUUCCCCACAACAGAAUUCCAGAUGGUUUGAUGAUUCACAUAGAGGUGUAGAUCACAAUUUCAGGGGCGGGAGAUUUGCCGGAAGACGGUUCCAGCCAGGACAGAGGUUUGACUCAGAGCGUUCAUCUCGGAGAUUGAAUCAAGAUGGUUACUCUGAACCCGUGAUGCGUCCUGCAAGAUACUCUGAGUUGCCCAGUGGUGGAAGGGAGUGUAGAUACGAAGGUAGUGAUGAUGAUAGAAGGAAACCUGAUGGAAGAUAUGAGAUUGUUCAUCGCGUGAGGCGUUUUGAUUCAGAUGGUGGUGUGCGUCAGUACCGUUAUGAUGAAGAUCGUUUUGCAUCUCACAACACGCAGAACUACGAUGAAUCUGACCAUAGGGCGGCCGAGAGGCGGCCUCGAGAAGCUUACGUAGGAGAAGUAGCGAAGAGGAGAGUAAAUUAAGGUUCCAGUGCUGACUCUGUAUUAGAACUCCGGCUUCUGGUGGAGAAGCCGGAGGUCAACUCAUUUAAACUGAAACAUACGUUAUUCGCAAGGAGAAAUCUUCCAUCACCCCUGCCGGUAUUUCAUCAAAUCGAUGUGUUACUCUCUGGCGGAUAGAGUUCUUCCGAUUUUUUUUUCCGGUGAUAGUUAAGUCGAAAUAUUCGUGCUCUUCCCAGGCGGCGGCCGGCGCUGCUUGUGGAAGCUACUCUUACCGUUCUGAUUGCGCUUAGGCAAAAUUCUUUUUAGGUUAGGGCCUAAUGUUGCUUUCCUUCAUCUUGAAUUUAUUUUCCUUUCUUUUUGUUUUAGGCAUUUUUAAAUGAUUAGUGAAGAAUCUCAAGCUUUUUUGUUUUUAAAGGCUUCUCUCGUUUCCUUGUUAUUGCUGUUUGCUUUUUUCUCUCUACUUUCUCUUCAAUAAUAAUUUUCCUUUGCUUU